Anopheles moucheti is the source of this 2193-nucleotide messenger RNA. It is a transcript of the gene Sms, whose product is annotated as spermine synthase. Lineage: Eukaryota; Metazoa; Arthropoda; Insecta; Diptera; Culicidae. The transcript is spliced from 5 exons. Bases 209 to 1336 code for a protein of 375 amino acids. Gene Ontology annotation, biological process: spermine biosynthetic process. The record is from RefSeq and is a predicted model, not a curated record. Gene Ontology annotation, molecular function: spermine synthase activity.
AAGAGGCGGAUCGUCGUAUUAAGCGCGUGUUUUUCAGUUCGGUCGCGAAUGUCUUUUCAGUAAAGGCGUGUACAGUGUGCGAAUUAUCUGCAGUGCAAAUUGAGCUAGCGACAAACAUCAUUCUUUUAAGCGCCCCGAACGCCUUUCGAAACCUGUGCAAAUUGUGGUUUAGUGGAAAAACGAAGUGAUACAAGAAUUCAGCUGCACCAUGUCGGUGAAUUCGAUUUUGCUGGAUUUUUCGCUCGACCCCGCCCGUAUCAUUGACGAGGUGUCACGCAAGGACAUUGUACAAGUGUGCAAAGAAGGCCUUGAAAAGUAUUUGGCCGAUCUGAAGAUAUCCUACGACAUGCUGACGGCCGAUGGGUACCUGUGCAUCCUCACUGAAGCCGGCACUGGAACCGUUGUGACGAUCCGUAUUUUCGAGCAAGGCCUGAUAACGAUUAACGUCGAAUACUACCGGAAGGAUGGCGAUGAGGCGAAGAUCUCCUUUGAAAAUAUGAAAACGCUAGAAAACGGUUUGCGCAUCAGGCUAGAGGCAAUUCGCUCCAAGCACCUUCCACCAAUAAAACGGGGCAGUAGCGUUGACGUUUACCUAACAAGCUCAGACGAACGUGUCAUCGAGUACGACAUCGACCGGGUGUUGUUCGACAAGCGUUCUGAAUUCCAGAAGAUUCAAAUCGUACACUCGCGAAGCCUCGGCAACAUGUUGGUGUUGGAUGAAUUGCAAAACAUUGCCGAAGCAGAUCUUAUCUAUACCGAAACGUUGAUGUGCCGAGGUGCCGAAAAUUAUGCUGGAAAGGAGAUAUGCAUUCUGGGCGGUGGUGAUGGAGCUUUGCUUUAUGAGCUGCUAAAGGAAGGUCCCAAAUUCGUCGUGAUGCUCGAGAUCGACGAAAUAGUCAUGCAGGCGUGCAAUAAAUAUAUGAACUCCAUCUGUGGCGAAGUGCUGGAGAAGCGCAUGGACGACAAUUACGAGAUUAUCGUCGGAGAUUGUAUGGUGUACCUGAAGAAGUACAUUAAGGAGGAACGCAAGUUUGAUUACGUGUUUGGCGAUCUGACUGACAUACCGAUCUCCGACACACCGACCGGAGAGAUAUGGGAUUUUAUACGCUUGAUCUUGGAAUCGUCUUUCCAGGUGCUUAAGCCAGACGGAAAGUUUAUGACUCACGGUAACGGUGUCAGCUGCCCGGAAUCGCUCCGAAUGUACGAGGAUCAGCUCGCAAAGCUAACGCCAAAGGUUAAGUACACUAAGAGUUCGGCAUUCGUACCAUCAUUUAUGGAGGAAUGGGUGUUCUACCAGGUGCAACGUGAGGUCGCUAGUGCCACCGAAAGCGUUUGACUUUGUUUCAUCAAAAUCACCGCCACCACAAUUGAUCUAACGCCGCUAAUGUUAUUGGUAGUUAUAGCCCUAGACAUGUUUCUUCCGCUAACGAUGCAUUUGACACACGCGAUCGCGAGUAGCACCAGUAGAAUCGAAUCACGAUAGCAGCACAAUUAAAAAGCAGUACAUCGUAGCAAUAAUUAAUACUUCUUAUUUAAGCUACUUAAUGCAACAACUUGUUGGAAAACAAGACAUUGAACAAUGAAACGCGUGUAUGGCAGAGCUUUACCAAAGUUUGUUCAGAGAUAAAACGAAAUAGGAGAUUGAGAAGCGCAAAAACUGUAGGUUCAGCAAAGUUACUUGAUCUUCCUAUUUUCUUCCUGCUUGGACAAUGAUAGCAGAGAACGAUGGAUGGAAUCACGUAUAGGUACAGUGCUGUUGCAGCGAAUAGGAGCGAUAGGAACGAAAGCAUUAAUCUCAACUACUGUUUCGAGUAAGUGACACCGAUAAACAUAGUUUAACCUGUUUGCUCAUAUUAAUUUAUAUGUAACUCAACACGGUACGAAAUGCUACUUACGUUUGUUUUCUCAUACAAAUACACAAGCGUGUGUAUUUUAUAGUAUGCAUCAAUUAAACGUAUUAAAGUACUUUGCGAAGCGAAAGCAUAGAGGCAAGAAAUCAUGCUGAGUAAGAGAUAGUUUUAGUUAGACAUGAGUUUCUUAUUUAAUUUUAAUGUUGACUCUACAGAGUGUACUUACGAAAGUGAAGUUGUUGGUUACAUGUAGGUUGUCCAAACAAAUUGCCAUUUAUGAAAUAUAAUUGAUUAGAAAGCAAACGAGUGUGUUCCUUCUAAGUCAAAAUAAAAUUCGGUGAGU